CUUUUCUCAAGAACAGCGACCGACGAUCGCGAUCCGACAACAAUUUUUGCUAGUAUAAUAACGAGCGUGCCGUUCCUGCUUCGAUGGACCACACGAAAUUAGCAUUUUUGCGAAAGUGAGUUUGUUUUGUUGAUUCCUAGAAUGACAUUUAGUACAACCCAUUCCAGACGAUAAUUGAGUUAACUAAGCAACCAACGAAAAAGACUUCUGGUUGGACGAAAUUUGUUCUACAUUUCAGACUAGUAAUAUGUUGGCUGCCAACACGACCAGUCGCUCGCUCGUUUGCUCGGGUUGGCGACGCUAAAGAGGACCACGACCUAAAUCGCCAGCGCUUCAUCUUCGUCGGGCCGCUCCUGCCACGAACUGGUCAAGAUCGGGGCGGAACAAAGUCAAAUGUUCACCAGCGCGACACAGGCACGAGAAUAGACAAAGCAGAAUAGCACCAGCACAAGCACUCCACAUUUUACGGGUCCUGUCAUCAAAAUAAGUGGCGAGGUACGACGAGAACACCCGAUCACGUCCAUUUUUAUUCACGCGCUUCUUGAUGAGCAGGCGGUAUCCUUCCUCAUCUUCGUAGAGAGAAAGAAGUGGCAGCACAGGAGUAGAACCUGUACCAGCAGCGCUGGAGGAAUCAUACCAACAAGGAACUACGACGCGAAGACGGGUAGAGAAAGAAGCGAGCUGGUUGCUAGGACAACGGCUGAAGAACUAUCAGUAGCAAGGGCAGUCUCCUGCGAGGACCUAUUAUUGAAGACGGCACAAGAACUGUUAGUUCGGGCUGUGGUCUUCCAGGAUUGAACCAGGCACCAGAAUCGAUUUGCUGCGCUCGAUACUCGCGCCGGUCUGGUAGAAGAUUGAACAGGUGCAGCUUACGUUCGCCACGGAGUAAGUACUAGAACAGAACAAGGAAAAAUAAGACUUGCCGUGGGCGACGGAAGCCGCAGCGGAGGACAACACGCGGUGAGAAAACCCUUCGCAUUCGCGUCGCAGGACCGGAGGUAGACAGAAGUCUUCCGGUCAAUAAGUAUUUUGGAGCCGAUACUAUCAAUCUCCCGAGUCCAACAGUUCCGUGGACUUCCAGUUCCACAGCGACAGGCUUUUUGGAGUUGUAAAGAUACACAAGAACUCCAGCCAAGAACAUCCCCAUCGCGACAACACACCAUGGAGCUACCCCGGCCAGGCGAGGGUGCCACGAGCACACCACCGGCACAGAAGGCGUGGCUGAAAUACAAGAGAAUAGCACAGACGCAGCUCGACAGAACAGUCAUUUUUCCCACGCAGAGAUGGGCUUUCUUCGCCAUUUCACUCCUACUGUAUAUAAAACUGGUUAAUGUAGUUUUUUUUUGGUGCUUUCGGUUUCGUUUUUGUUUGAAGAGUGAUGAUAUAUUCAUAGUAAAAAAAUUCAUCUUCCCCUACUACUGUUGUUCAAGUUGCAGUUCAUGCAUGCAUCAACGGGACCAGGACCACCGUGAGCACAUAGUAAAAGUGAAUCAAAUUCUAAUUCAACAGGUACUGCAUACGGGUGUACUUCCUUCACGGUUUCUACAUCGUGACCUACAUGCUCGGGAUCUACCUUCUCAAUCUCUUCAUCGGCUUCCUCUCACCAGCAGUAUUUGGUUUUUAUUGUUUCACUAUAAUCUCUCUUUUGAUGUGCCAUCGUGAUACGGAACGAUUGCGCUUUGUAGUAGCUAAUUUGGAAUUUUCAACUAAGUCAUGCGUAAAAGCAAAAGUUGUGUCAGUGUCUCUCCUCUUUUUUGAUACACAAACGCAAACCAUUGCAACUGCUCUCAGUUCGACCCCGACGAAAUGGACGACGAUGGGCCCAUCCUCCCCACCGGUGCGUCCUCCGUAACGGAAGAGCGGUCGGACGGCGAGUUCCGCCCCUUUAGCAGAAAACUGCCCGAAUUCAAAUUCUGGUAUGCAUUGCAAAUAUGUCUGGGUCUGGAAGGUCCGAAGUUGUCAUGCUAAAUCUGAAUCAUGUAAAAAUCUGUGUUGCAUGAUUUAUUACCAAAAGCUGUCCACUUGUGACCUAAUCGAGAUGCAGUUUCUCAUGCAGAAUAGGCAUCAUACAACUAUCACAGAUUCUGUCAUGCUAUGUCCUACAUACCAGACCCCAUGGGUCAUGGAAAACCUGCAUGACAAGUCUGGCACUCUUCCAGACCCAGACAUAUUUGCGGUUGAUAUCUGGGUCGCCGGGACGAGGAUGGUGUGGAUCUCGAUCUUCAUGACCUUCUUCAGCGUCUUCGACCUCCCCGUGUUCUGGCCGAUACUACUCAUGUACUUCAUCCUCCUGGUGUUCAUCACCAUGAAGGACCGAGUGGCGCACAUGAUCAAAUACAAGUACUGUUUGUCUACUAGUUAUUUCCGCGUGCACUCCUGUAGUCUACUUUAUGCCGCCGGAAGUCGAAGUGGAGCUUGAACUAGUCGUACUUGCAUGAGUCUCUACUUUUUGAUGUAGUAGUUUAUUUUUGUACAGAUGCAGCUAUACCUAUAUGUUCUUGUCACGUUGAAAUGCAAAAUUUUCAGAUACGUGCCCUUUUCCUGGGGAAAGCAGACCUAUCGAGACAUCGCAAAAGUAUCGGCAACGGGAGUGCCACCAGGUGGCGCCGGGGGUGGAGGUGGCAAGGAUAAUAAGUAACCGCUCAGAUGUACUACGAGCUGCAGAUCAUGUUGAGGACAACGCAUCCGCAGCGGCGCCUGUGUCCACCCUUUUCACGACCACCUCACAAGUACUUCGGAGCGCCGCGCUUUCCUACUUACGAAGUAAUACCAUCCCGACCCUCAAUUCAUUCGUGUUCUUUGUGUCUUCCCCAAGACGAGAACACCACUUAAGUAUUACCCCGCAGUGUCGCAAGCAAAGGAGUCGAAGAUGAUCAUAGUCUCAAAGUUAAGACUUCUCACCAACUCCCCCCCGCCCCCGGAGUAGAUUAUUUUCUGACCGUGUACCUAAGUUUUACGCCAGCGAAGUUGUGUUGUAUAUGUAUUUUCCG
Amoebophrya sp. A120 is the source of this 2990-nucleotide messenger RNA. NCBI's taxonomy places the organism in Eukaryota, Dinophyceae, Syndiniales, Amoebophryaceae. The record is from the annotation of a GenBank genome assembly.